Amaranthus tricolor (Joseph's coat) is the source of this 2160-nucleotide messenger RNA. RefSeq names its product pentatricopeptide repeat-containing protein At2g02750-like. Gene Ontology annotation, molecular function: protein binding; RNA binding. Lineage: Eukaryota; Viridiplantae; Streptophyta; Magnoliopsida; Caryophyllales; Amaranthaceae. Gene Ontology annotation, biological process: RNA modification. The record is from RefSeq and is a predicted model, not a curated record.
UGUUACCGUUUAACCAUUCUUCCUUUGAUUCAAAAACACAAUCUUAACACAAACCACCAACUUUUAUGGAUCAAUUAAAAGCUUUGGUUCUUAGAUAAUUUAGCACAUGAAUCAUCAUAUACCAAAGCUAGUCACAAAUGGUUGUUAUAAUCAAGCUUUGUUUUUGUAUUCCAAACUUCGUUCUUCCUCUUUACCCGUCAAUAAUUUCUCAUUUCCUUGUCUUCUCAAAGCCUGCACCAAGCUCAACUAUGUACUCCAAGGUCAAAUCAUCCAUAACUAUGUCAUCAAAUCUGGGUUGCUGUCUGAUGCCUAUGUUGCAACAGCUCUUACCCAUAUGUACAUGAAAUUUGGACAUAUCAAAAAUGCCAUCAAACUGUUCGAUGAAAUGCCUCAACCAAAUGUAGCAUCUGUUAAUGCUAUGAUUUCUGGAUUUUCACAAAAUGGGUGUUUUGGAGAAGCUCUUGUGGUCUUUAAAGAGGUUGGUUUGAAGAGGUUUAAACCCAAUUCGGUUAUGAUUGCAUGUGUGGUAUCGGCUUGUGAUGUUGUGAGGCAUGGUAAUCAAGUUCAUAGUUGGGUGAUUAAGAUUGGUGUUGAAAGGGAUGUUUUUGUUGCUACUGGGGUUGUUACAAUGUAUAUGACUUGUUUGGAACUGGUUUCUGCUACAAAGGCAUUUAGAAUGAUGGAGUAUAAGAAUGUAGUGAGCUAUACUACCUUUUUAUCUGGAUUAGUACAUAAUGGUGGUGUUAAUGACCUUGUAUUGAAGGUGUUUAAGGGUAUGAAUAUAAACCAAUCUUGUGAUGAAAGGCCUAAUGCAGUCACAUUGGUUAUAGUUUUGGGUGCUUGCUCUUACGCGACUAAUCUUCAAUUUGGAAAACUCGUUCAUACGACUGUUCUGAAGGUUGGAUUAGAAUCCAACAUCAUGGUGGGAAUUGCACUUGUAGAUAUGCACUCAAAAUGUGGUCAUACGGGUUAUCAUGUAUUCAAAGGAAUGAAGGGAAACAGGACUCUGAUUACAUGGAAUUCAGUUAUUUCAGGUGUGUUCUUGACUGGUGGUUCUGAUACUGCUUUGGAACUGUUUUCUGAACUGGAAUCUGAAGGACUGAUUCCGGAUUCUGCUACAUGGAAUACAAUGAUCAAUGGAUUUGUGAAACAAGGAAAACCCGACAGAGCAUUUCAGUUUUUCACCACAAUGGUAUCAAGAGGAAUGUUCGAUGCCUGCUCCAUGAUCUCGUCUUUGCAGUUUGGAACACAGAUUCAUGCACACGCCAUUCAAUCCAAUAUCAUUAAUGAUGAGUUCUUCGGUAAUGCUCUAAUCGACACAUACAUGAAGUGUGAGCGAUCUUCAUUGGCGCGCAGGAUGUUCGACCACUACAAAAUCAAACCACGCGAUCCAACAUUUUGGAACGCAAUGAUUUCAGGUUAUGGGAGAAACGGUGAAAAAGAGUCUGCAUUCGAGAUUUUCAGGCUGAUGCAGAACAAGAAUAUAAAGCCAAACAACAGCGCAUUUGCGAACUUGCUAUCUGUCUGUCGUCGUGCAGGGGAAGUUGACAAAGGUUUUCGAGUAUUCGAGAUGAUGAUUACAGAUUAUGGUUUGACUCCAACUUCCCAACAUUUUGCUUGUAUUAUCGACAUGUUGUAUCAAUCAGAACACCCUGAGAAAGCUCAUGAAUUUAUGAAUGGUAUUCUUGAGAUUGAACAUGAAAAUGCAAGUAUAUUGAUGGUUUUGACUGAUAUUUAUGCAGCAAUGGGAAGGUGGAACGAUGUUGAGAGAAUUCGAAAAAUAAUUGUUGCAAAAGGACUGCAGAGAAAACCUGGUUAUAGUGUUCCUAUUUCCUACAUAGAAAAACACAAGGAAAAUGCAAAAAAUUGAAGUCUUAUAGCCAUUUUUUUAACAAAUUCUUAAACGAGAUGGUCUUAUGGUAAGACAAUAUCUAUUGAGCUGACACAUAUGUAUUUAUUAUGUUUAAGUGAUUACUUACAAUUUUAAAGUGAUCAAUUAGAGAAAUUGACUAAUUAUAUAGGCUUGUCUCAUAAUAAAACGGUAUCUUGCAACAUGAGCUAUUUUUUUUACUGGUUUAUUGUCCUUUGUAAUUUCACAUUUUAACCUGGCCCGUAAACUUAGAUCGAACCAGUCCGGUCAAGACCCAAUUCGUUAUUUUG